This is a messenger RNA of Penicillium malachiteum, 339 nucleotides long. Its product is annotated as ubiquitin-related modifier 1. The transcript is spliced from 3 exons. The coding region runs from base 1 to 339 and encodes 112 amino acids. Gene Ontology annotation, cellular component: nucleus; cytoplasm. Gene Ontology annotation, biological process: tRNA thio-modification; protein urmylation. Gene Ontology annotation, molecular function: protein tag activity. Lineage: Eukaryota; Fungi; Ascomycota; Eurotiomycetes; Eurotiales; Aspergillaceae. The record is from RefSeq and is a predicted model, not a curated record.
AUGUCUGACCCCGCAAACGGUGGUGCGGCACCUAUCCCGAUCACAGUCGAGUUCACUGGUGGGCUGGAGAUUCUAUUUGCCAAUGAGCGCAAACACAAGAUCAGUGUUCCUAGGCGCCUAGAUGAUGGAAGUAAUCCGAAUAUCUCAUAUCUGCUGCACUAUCUGGUGGACAAUCUGAUGAAGGACCAAAGAAAGGAAUUGUUUAUCAUGGAAGACAACGUUCGCCCUGGAAUUCUAGUGCUAAUUAACGACGCCGACUGGGAACUUGAAGGCGAGGAAAAGUACGAGUUGCAAGCAGGUGAUAAUAUUGUCUUUGUCUCCACCCUGCAUGGAGGUUAG